Cooperia oncophora is the source of this 785-nucleotide messenger RNA. Lineage: Eukaryota; Metazoa; Nematoda; Chromadorea; Rhabditida; Trichostrongylidae. The record is from the annotation of a GenBank genome assembly.
UUCGCUCCUCGGGUGGGAGAAAUGUACAGCCAGUUCUAGCAACCAGACCAUCCAGUGCGAAACCAACUCCAACUCAAGCACCACCACCCGGUGGAAGAAGACUAUCUGGCGAGAAGGCACCGUCUCAAAAAGGUCUGUCCGGGGAGAAGGGACCGUCACGAGGAUCUGGCGAGAAGGCACCAUCUCAAGGAUCCGGCGAGUCGGCAUCAUUUCAAGGAAGACAAUCUGGCGCGGCACCACCACCCGGUGGAAGAAGACUAUCUGGCGAGAAGGCACCAUCUUCAAAAAGUCUAUCCGGCGAGUCGAGAUCGUUCCAAGGAGUGCCAUCACGUGGGACACCACCGCCAAACAGGAGAUCAUCAUCUGGUGCAACACCGCAACAGCAGCGGAGACCAUCCAGCUCGAAGCCAACACCUCCUCCAGCAAGUAGGCAGGGUGGCGCAAGACCAACUCCACAGCGACAGGGGAGAGGAUCCAGCCGAGGAAGGAACAGCCAGGUAGACAUGACUCAAUUAUACGUAGUUAAAACAUACUUCCGUGCCACGGUACUGUAUUGCAGGUCAGUCACGACUGUUCAAAAACCGUCGAGUAAGGAGGGCAUGGUCACUCCUGCCCGUUCCGCUGAGAGUAGAGGAACAAGUGCGGCACGAACCCCAACGCCAAUGCGAAAGUGCCAGUGCCCUUACCAUUGCCUCGACACAAAGAAGAAAUCUCCUUCUUUCGCUGUCGGUAUGCUCAUCCUUACUUUCUUGGUCAUAAGAUUUAUUGCUGGAAACUUGCAAUAA